Messenger RNA from Cajanus cajan (pigeon pea), 1358 nucleotides. The record is from RefSeq and is a predicted model, not a curated record. Lineage: Eukaryota; Viridiplantae; Streptophyta; Magnoliopsida; Fabales; Fabaceae.
GAUUAGUAGGAUGCCACAUCUACUUGGACGACACCACUCACGUGUCCGAGGAAUCAAGCAGAGAAGUUCAAGCUGUAGUGAAUUUUCUGAAAUCGCAGGUUGUCUUCCAAGAAUUGUGUGCGAGUCGGGUGGCAGUGCUUGCCCUUAAGAAUCAUAAGGUACCCACUAUGGGCCAAAUGAUUACAAUGUUGAAAAAACAUAAUAUGUUUGAAGUACUUUAUGGCUGGCUCCUUGCCAAGAUUGCUAGUAAGCUUGAGGUCCUUCCUGGCUCUGACUUUUGUGUGGGAUAUGAAGAAGCCAUCAAGUAUGGUGGCAGAGUAAUACUUGGUGAUCGCCCUGUACAGAUUACUAUGAGGAGAACAUGGAGCAAGAUGCCACUUCAGCAUAAGACAAAAUUGUUAUUCUCUUGUCUGUUUGGCAUUUGUGGCUUCCUGGUCUCUGUGGACAACACUACAUGCCAUAAUUGUACACUGAUCAAGGUUGAUAGUGUUAACAAACCUGAAAUUCUGCUGGAAGUCGUGCAAAUCUUGACAGACCUUGACUUCAUAAUUACCAAAGCAUACAUAUCUUCUAAUCGGGGAUGGUUUAUGGAUGGAUUACAGCUAGUGGUGGAUUUAGGACCUUUGAGUUGGUGGAAGCAACUUAUAAAGAUAUUAUUAAUGUACUAUCCAUACUGCCAUGCCGAGCUCGAGCUCGGUAUCACAGCGUGGAAUAACCUCGGGCACGCACUGGGAGAUCUCGGCCUAAGCGAGAUCCGCAAUCUAAUUAGAUCAUAACUGAUCUCGGAGAUCUCGCUCCAGAUGAGAUCCGCAAUCUAAUCAGAUCAUAACUGAUCUCGAAGAUCUCGCUCAAGAUGAGGUCCGCAAUCUAAUUAGAUCAUAACUGAUCUCGGGGAUCUCGCUCCAGACGAGAUCUACUAUCUAAUCAGAUCAUAACAGAUCUCAGGCCCAAGGCCCAACACAACCCUAAUUCACACAAAGGUACGUGCAUUAUUUAUCCGAGACUCAUACUCCCACAAACACUAACUUGAGCAUCGGAGUCUCUUUUGCAGGUACCACCCCCAUCUUGGAGCAUCAGCUUACCAGUGGAGGAGGCUCACUAAUCUUACUUGGAAGAUCGUCCCUAUGACAAAUUCCGGUAAGAACAAUUAAUAUUAGAUAAAGAAGAAGAAAAAGACUUAAGAGUAGCUCCAACGAUAUUUUUUUAUUACAAAAACAGUAGUAAAAUCUGUAAAAGUUGAAUUUGUGUGGGGCAAUACGUCUUUGAUUCCAUUAUGAGAAACAGGGUGCAAGGAAGAGCACAGCUCUUCAAAAAAAUUGUGAGCCCAUGAUAUGAAAUAUAAUAUCAAAAUAUAUUAU